This is a messenger RNA of Mesorhabditis belari, 354 nucleotides long. The record is from the annotation of a GenBank genome assembly. Lineage: Eukaryota; Metazoa; Nematoda; Chromadorea; Rhabditida; Rhabditidae.
AUGAACGACGCAAAAUUCAAAGAUGCUAAAAAUUACGAUCAACGCGAGAAAAACUACACACUGUCGACGCUGGAGACAUGUUCGGUGACUUCUCGUGUCAAGCGUCGGAACAAUUUUGGCUCCGCCAUCGAAGUGAUUCAUGUUUCCGGAGAUCAAACGGGUGCCGAUCGCUACUCGAAUUCGUUGUUUAGCUCGUUUCUGCAAAGGGGGACGACUUACGAGGUUCAGCUGGAAGCUCGAAAUGCGGAGGGUUGGGGCUCGUUGGCGCGGAAGUUCGUCACCGUUGAUGUGCCCGGAGUGAGUGAAGUCAAAUUCUCAUAUUUGGGUGAAGGCGUCGUUUUUGAGGAGUACUUG